UGACAUGCCACGCUUGCGGGCAGCGAGAAUAAAAUGGUCUCGACGCAACGCUGAUGGCCCCGGCCCAACCUUCCACACCUCCCGCUCCGAGUGCUCCCAAUGGUGCGAAGGCCGCGAAGAUUGGCUUGCCUGUUCCAGUACCGCCCUCCAGAGAUUCCUUCUCCACGGAGCCUUCGGUGGAGCUGCGCAGUCCUCCGGUCUCCGUGCACACCGGCGGCUCAUCCGCAGAUGGUCCCAAAGGACAGCCCACUCCACGAAGUAGCAAACAAAAUACCGCCAAGCCCAAGCCCCAAAAUAAAAACCGAAAACAAUUGCCUCUGUACAUACGAGUCUCUAGAACCAUCGUGGACAACACGCACUUCAUGGUCUUCACCACUGUCCUCACCUUCUAUGCGCUUACUGCGGAUGACUUGAGGAUCAUACUCACAGAGAAGCCGGCAGACAUGAUUUUCAACAUCAUUGGAAUCUUAUGUAUUACUGUCUUCUCCUGUGAGGUGGUCCUGUCUUGCCUAGGGAAGGUGGACUACUACCUGAGUUUUUUCUUUCUGCUGGAUGUGAUCAGCACAGCUACGCUCCUGCUGGAUCUCACCUGGAUUAGCGAGGCGAUCCAGGGGGACAACAGCGACGCCUCAGACCUGCGCUCCGGCAGGACAGCGAGAGUAGGCGCCCGCGCCAGUCGUGUGGUGCGUGUGCUGCGGUUAGUUCGAAUCCUGAAACUCUACAAAGCUUACUACGAGGCGAAACAGCGCAAGGCAGAGAGAGAAAGAAGAAAAAGGAUGGGUGAGCUGGAGGAUGACUGGGAUGAAGCCGACUAUGAAGCCUUAGAGAAUGGGCACGGCAAAGACACGGAAAGUCGCGUCGGGAAGAAGCUCUCAGAGAUGACCACGCGACGUGUCAUCUGCCUAAUUUUGGCCAUGCUGCUCAUCCAACCCUUGCUCUCCAAAGAAACGGCCGAUCAAACUCCCUACUCCGCAGUCUACGGCGCCAAUCAGGUCUGGGAGGCCUUUGAAGCGAAGCUGUUGAAGAAUAGCACGGCCAACAGCAUCACGUACGACAAUGCGUUUCUGAAGUACAUCUACUACCACAAUUGGUAUGUUGGCAACCAUGGGGGCACCUACUGCCCUGGAAGCAAUUGCGCCGGGCUGUUCCUAGGCUCGCUCUUCUGGUUUGGCCUCGCAGGUCAGAGUUCGGAUGCGAACUUUAGCAGCAAUUUAGAGUACACCCAGAUGAGCUCUGGCGUGUUGGACAGCUGGGUGGAAUCGACUAGCGAGGACUACUUGACUGCUUACGGCACGAUGCCCUCUAGCAUCAAGGAGAUGCUCUCGCAGCCCUGGGACCGCAGAUGUGCCACCUCUUCACAGGAUUUGGUGGGAGUGUCCUUGAUCGCUCAAGAAGUUCAAUAUGCCAACUACUACAAGAUCUACUGCCCCUUGGAUUUGCGGUUGACCGAGAUCCAGGCCUUUGCUCCGAGUCUCAUGUCACAAGGGCAAUCGCCUUACUUGACCUUUUACUUCGACCUGCGUCCCUUCAAUCGAAGCACUGCGGCGUUUGGCCUCAGCAACACGUUCUUCGUGAUGAUUCUGCUCAUCACGGCCUCCCUAAUGUUCACCAACGACGCGAACCGCCUGGUGCUGCGCCCGGUGGAAAAGAUGAUCAGCAGAAUCGAGGCCAUUCGUGACAAGCCGCUCUUGGCCAUGAAGAUGGCCGAUGAUGAGUUCAAAGCUGAGGAGAUUGCAAAGGAGAGGCUACAGAGGCAGAAACGGAAGCCUUGGAAUCGAAUCUGGAUGGAGAUCUCCCGAUGCUGCAAUGGAGGGAACCGCAACGAGGUGUUGGAGACGGUGAUCCUGGAGAAGACCAUCAUCAAGUUAGGCAGCCUGCUGGCGCUGGGCUUCGGCGAAGCCGGCGCAGACAUCAUCGGCAAAAACAUGAGCGGUUCCGACUCCGCUGGUGUCAACGCCAUGGUCCCGGGCCGCAAAUGCGAGUGCAUUGUGGGUGUGAUGCGCGUGCGCGACUUCAGCACGGCAACGGAGGUGCUGCAGGCGAAAGUGAUGAUGUUCUCCAACCAGAUCGCCGAGAUUGUGCAUGGCGUCUGCAACGAGUUCCAUGGAGCGCCGAACAAAAACACUGGGGAGACAUUCCUGGUGAUUUGGAAGCAGAAUGAGGACUCAGGUCUGGGCAAUGAGGAACUGAUCCGAAAAUUUGCUGAAGGUUCCAUCGUUUCCUCGGCUGCCAUGAUCGGCGCUGUUCACCGCUCGCCGCUGCUUGGAAGCUACAGAGAACACCCGGGGCUUCAGUAUCGGCUAGGCUCGAAGUGCCGGGUGCACUUGAGCAUCGGCCUUCACAAAGGCUGGGCCAUCGAAGGAGCCGUGGGCAGCGAGUUCAAGAUCGACUGCUCCUACCUCUCGCCCAACGUGUCCAUCGCCACCUCCAUCGAGCGCUCCACGGAAGUGUACAACGUCUCGGUGAUUGUGGCGCAAUCCGUCAUUGACCUGGUGUCCUACAACAUGAGGUCUCAGUGUCGCUUGAUCGACAAGGUGAUUAUCCGAGGUUCUCCAGCACCUAUGGAUCUGUAUUGUGUGGAUCUGGACUAUAUGAGCGUCGAGGUGGAUUUCACUGAGCGGCCCAAGGUUCCUUGGAACACCCGGCAGCGCUUCAAGGUGCGUCAGUGGAUGGAACAGGAAAAGAAUGCCGUGCUUCAGAAGGACCUGUCUGAGAUCCUUGAGACAGAUGAAGUCAUCGCUCAGAUGCGUGAAUGCUUUACGGUGGAGUUUUUCCAACUCUUCAACAUGGGCUACCAGAACUACUCUCAAGGAGAAUGGCAGGUCGCCCGGCGGAUUCUGAUGGACAUUCGAAGCCGCCUGGCUCCGACUGAUGGGCCUUGCAUGGCCUUGUUGAAGUUUAUGGAGUUCCACCACGACUUUGAUGCGCCCAAAGAGUGGGCCGGUGUGCGAGAUUUGGUGGGCUAUUAAUACCUGUACGCCUUGCACCGCCUUCGUGAAAUCACGAGCGGCUUGAGCGUGAGCGGCAGAAGCAUGGCCAGCUAGCCCAUCUGAUUGGAAAGUCCAGAUUGGUGGGGCAAGAAACAUUGCUAUUUUCCAG
Molecule: messenger RNA, 3099 nt
Organism: Cladocopium goreaui
Lineage: Eukaryota; Dinophyceae; Suessiales; Symbiodiniaceae
Source: the annotation of a GenBank genome assembly